UCCCUCUUUUCCGAAUUCCAUUUCACCCCUUUCUCUCUCACAACACACACACACACUCAAAACCCUAGGUAGGGAGAGAGGCUGCAAUUCGCCCCCACCGGCGAAGAUGUCGAUGUCGAAGAGCUCCAAGAUGCUGCAGUACAUCAACUACCGGAUGCGCGUCACCAUCCAGGACGGCCGCCAGCUCAUCGGAAAAUUCAUGGCCUUCGACCGCCACAUGAAUCUCGUCCUCGGCGAUUGCGAGGAGUUCCGCAAGCUGCCCCCGACCAAAGGAUCCAAGGAGGAGCGCGAGGACCGCCGCACCCUCGGCCUCGUCCUCCUCCGCGGCGAGGAGGUCAUCUCCCUCACCGUCGAGGGCCCCCCUCCCCCCGACGACUCCCGCCUCAAAACCGCCUCCGCCACCGCCGUCUCCGGUCCCGGAAUCGGCCGCGCAGCCGGCCGCGGCGUCGUCACCGGCCCGCUCUCCCAGGCCCAGCCCGGUCUAGCCGGCCCCGUCCGCGGCGUCGGCGGCCCGGCUCCCGGCAUGAUGCAGCCUCAGAUUUCCCGGCCGCCUCAGAUUUCAGUUCCACCGAUGCCGUACCCGCAGCAGCCGCCGGUGGUUAGGCCUCCGUCCGUCGCGCCUCCGCAGGGAGGGUUCCCGCCGAGGCCAGGGAUGCCUAUGCCGCCUCCGCCGCAGUUCAGGCCCGGUGGUCCGCCUCCAGCUGGAUUUGGUCCUCCUCCGCAGUAUGGGCAGAGGCCGCAGAUGAUGCCGCCGCCUCAGAUGAUGAGGGGUCCGCCUCCGCCUGGUGGCCCCCCAAGGCCUGGAAUGCCCGGUGGUCCUCCGCCUGGGCAGCAGCCGCCGAGGCCUGGUAUGGCCCCUCCGCCACCUCCCGGUGGGCAAGGGCAUAUGUUUAGGCCGGGAAUGCCGCCACCGAACGCCCCUCAUAAUCAGCAACAGUAAUCAACAAGAGGUUCCUCAAAAUUGGCUGUUCAACAGGUGUGCAGGUUAUCUGACAACAAAGCUACCGGUGGAUUUGGAGUUCGAUCUUUGCAGCUUUUGUAGCAUGUAGUAAAGAGAUGUUACUGUAGUAAUCCGGCUUCCUUGUCUUCUGGUAACUAGGAUUUGUUUUCUGAGUUUGUUACAAACGUAUGUGAUGGUGGUGAAUAUAUAUACUGUCUGAAUUCUUUGGCC
Salvia hispanica is the source of this 1171-nucleotide messenger RNA. Lineage: Eukaryota; Viridiplantae; Streptophyta; Magnoliopsida; Lamiales; Lamiaceae. The record is from RefSeq and is a predicted model, not a curated record.